UUAAUUUUUCCACUAUAGAUUAGUCCCACAUAUUUCCUCCAAAAUAUUUUUAAAGAAAAUAAAAAAUAAUAUUAAAUCCCUUUUCACUUUCGGCCACCAUCGUGGCUCCGUCGCGGACACCGAAAAAGGGAUCAAAACUCAUCCCCCCUCCAUCCCCAGCUCAAAUUCCAAAUACGAAUUAAAGUUUUUUCCAUUUCAUUUAUUAUUACUUUUAUUUUCUUAGCACUCAAAUUCAACCUAAAUCAAUUCAUUCGCUUACCCAAUUCCCAGCACAUCCAAUGUGAUAAAAGGUUGUUUGGCAAUCAUGGAUUUGCGGAAGUGCAAACCUUUGGGUGGUGUAUCUUCCCAGACUGUUGCACCUUUGAGUGUUUCGAGCCAGAUGAAUGAGAUGGCCCGAUCCCUCAAGGAUGUGGGAGGUGUCAGCCAUGCUAUUCGGACUGAUAUAGAUAUAGACCUGCGGGAAGUUUACUUUUUGAUUAUGCACUUUUUGUCUGCUGGGCCAUGCCAGAAGACUUUGCUGCAGUUCUGGAAUGAACUCCAAGAGCAUCAGCUUCUACCAAGAAGAUAUCAUGCUUGGUAUUCAAGAAGUGGUUUACCUGGUGAGGAUGCUGCUGAAGAUGACGAUGGCAUCUCUUUUCCUUUGAGUUACAAUAAUUUGCUGGAAAGGUAUCCUCACAUAGCUAAGGAUCACUUGGUAAAGCUUCUGAAACAAUUAAUGCUGAAUAUGGCUCAUCCUUUGCAUGGAAAAGUUGGAGGAAGUAGUCCUAAUGCAGCUGAUGUUCCUACUCUACUUGGAUAUGGUUCAUUUUCACUUUUGGAUGUUGACAGAGAAACAACAGACAGGCAAAUUAAGCCCCCUCCAGUUUACUUGCGUUGGCCACACAUGGAGGCUAAUCAGGUUCAGGGGUUGAGCUUGAGGGAAAUAGGUGGUGGUUUUGCAAAACACCAUCGUGCUCCAUCUAUUCGCUCUGUAUGUUAUGCUAUUGCCAAACCAUCAACUUUGGUGCAAAAGAUGCAAAAUAUUAAAAAGUUAAGGGGGCACCGUGUUGCUGUCUAUUGUGCUAUAUUUGAUCGAUCAGGUAGAUAUGUUAUCAGUGGUUCAGAUGAUCGUCUUGUCAAGAUUUGGUCUAUGGAAACUGCAUUUUGUUUAGCUAGUUGCCGUGGACAUGAAGGUGAUAUCACUGACUUGGCUGUAAGCUCAAACAAUGCUUUGGUAGCAUCUGCAUCAAAUGAUUUUGUGAUUCGAGUUUGGCACUUACCGAAUGGGAUGCCGAUAUCAGUUUUACGGGGACAUACUGGGGCUGUUAAUACUAUUGCAUUUAGUCCCAGACCCAAUGCAUAUGAGCUGCUAUCGGCAUCAGAUGAUGGGACUUGUAGAAUAUGGGACGCAAGGCACUCGCAAAAGAAACCACGAAUAUACCUGCCACGACCAUCGGAUGCUGUAACUGGGAGGAGCAGUGGCGCACCAGCUAAUGUACCAUCCUCAAGUAAUGGACAACAAAGCCAUCAGAUACUUUGUUGUGCAUUUAAUGCAAAUGGAACUGUUUUUGUUACUGGUAGCUCUGAUACUUAUGCCCGGGUGUGGAAUGCUUUCAAGUCCAACUCGGAAGACUCAGAACAACCAAUACAUGAGAUGGAUGUAUUAGCGGGCCAUGAGAAUGAUGUUAAUUAUGUGCAGUUUAGUGGUUGCUCUGUGCCUUCAAAAUUUUUGACAGCUGACCCUUGGAGAGAAGAAAAUAACUUGAAGCUCAGAAAUUACUGGUAUUGUCAUGAUAACAUAGUUACCUGCUCUCGUGAUGGAAGUGCCAUUAUAUGGGUUCCUAGAUCUCGUAGAUCUCAUGGAAAGGUUGGUCGCUGGGUUCGUGCAUAUCAUCUGAAAGUGCCACCACCACCUUUGCCUCCUCAACCUCCACGAGGGGGUCCUAGACAGAGACCCCUUCCUACUCCCCGUGGUGUCAACAUGAUUGUGUGGAGCCUGGACAAUCGCUUUGUACUGGCCGCUAUCAUGGAUUGCAGGAUAUGUGUUUGGAAUGCAGUUGAUGGCAGCUUAGUGCAAUGCUUAGUUUUCAAUGGUUUGCAGUCUUACGUUUUGGAUGUUCAUCCUUUCAACCCGCGGAUAGCUAUGAGUGCUGGGUAUGAUGGUCGAACUAUUGUGUGGGAUAUAUGGGAGGGUGUACCUGUUCAAACAUAUGAACUUGGACGUUUUAAGUUGGUUGAUGGGAAGUUUUCUCCGGAUGGAACGUCUAUUGUGCUUUCAGAUGAUGUUGGUCAAAUAUAUUUUGUGAAUACAGGUCAAGGGGAGUCUCAGAAGGAUGCCAAAUAUGAUCAGUUCUUUCUUGGUGAUUAUCGUCCCCUUAUUCAGGAUACUCAGGGAAAUGUUCUUGAUCAGGAGACCCAACUACCUCCACACCGAAGAAACAUUCAGGAACCCCUAUGUGAUUCAAGUAUGUUGCCAUAUCCAGAGCCCUAUCAGACUCAAUUUCAGCAGCGUCGACACAGUGCUCUUGGCAUUGAGUGGCGUCCUUCAUUGAUAAAAUAUGCUGUUGGUCCUGAUUUUAGUGUUGGUCAGGACUACCAGGUAUUACCUUUGCCAGAUUUGGAAGGAAUGGUUGAGCCACAAGCAGAAUUCAUUGAUGCUGUGUUCUGGGAACCAGAAUACGAGAUUGUAAGUGAUGAUAAUGACUCUGAGUACAAUGUAAAUGAGGAUCAUAUCAGUGCUGCUGAACGAGGGAGCAUUAGUGCCAUCUCUUCUAGUGAUCUAGAAAGCAGUGAAGACUCUGGAAACAGGGAUAGCCUUCGUAGAUCAAGAAGGAAAAAGCAUAAUGUUGAUGUUGAAGCAAUGACUUCUUCUGGAAGGCGUGUCCGGAAAAGGAAUUUGAAUGAGUGUGUUGGAAAUCCUUCUGGAAGUAGCAGAAAUAAGAAAUCCAAAGGCAGCUUGAAAUCAUCAAAACGGAAAUCUUCCAAAGCUAAGGCAUUGAGACCCCAGAGAACUGCUGCACGGAAUGCUCGGAAUAUGUUCUCCCAAAUUGGUGAAACAUCUACAGAUGGAGAUGAUGAUGAUCAUGAAGAUGAAUCAUCAGACAGUUUACAGGAUUCCGACAUUAGUGAACCUGAGAGGAAAAUGCAUGGUAAACAUGAUGAACUUAAAAGACCAGCUUUGGAAGAGUUUGCCAAUGUAGUUAAGUCACCUGUAUAUUCUGAGCCUCCAGUAAAUGUCGAAAAUAGACGGCGACUGGUUCUUAAGUUUUCACUUUCAAAGAAGACCGUGCCUUUAGAGGACACAACCCCAUCAUGUGAGACUCAUUCCAAUAUGCUAUGUGAUUCAGAGUAUUCUAGACACCAAGAAAGCACUCAAAAUACUCUACCAGAAAGUUCUAUAGACCCAGCAUUAUCUUAUAUGGAUGUAAAUAAUGCUCAACAUCCUGAAAGCCAUAACAGAAAUGAAUGUAGUGAUAGAACACAAGCUGAAUCCUCUAUAAAUCACACGGAGACAAGGAGACAGAAACAUGCACUUCCAAGAUUAGAGGAUGCAUUGCAGACUGAUACUGAAUUUGAUGGCCAUCUUGAGCACGAUGCCAAUGGAUCAGAGCAUAUGGUUAACAAAUUAGAAGCUGCUGGUUCCAUGAUUAAUCAAGAGUCAGCUGAUCAUUAUAAUGUUGAUGGCUUGUCAUGUGGUUACAAUAAGUUGAAUGACGGAGAUAAAGGCCAGUCUGGAUUUGAGAAACAAAAGGAAGGCUCACAGAAAACAAUUAAUAUUUCCUCAAGUCACUCUUUGGAUCACAAAAUGAAAGCUCCUAUGAAAUCAACGAAGAUAGUUAUUAAGAAAAAGCAGAUUUCAGCUGACAAUGUAGGUCCCUGCAGACUGAAAAUUGUUAGUUCUAAUGGAGCUUCAAUAGGUGCUAGAGGUGAUGUAGUUUCUAGAAGUUCCUCUGUUAUGGACCCUAAUCUAGUUAUCAAUGGGCCAGAAGGUGAAGAUGACAUAAAAUUAAGUUCACCACAAUUACGGCAUUCAUAUUCAGACAGAAGAAGUUAUGAUCAUGCCCAUGAAAGGAGAAUGUCAUAUAAAGGUGAAGCCAAUCCAGAUGGCCUUGCUUGUAAUUGGGAAGAACAUACUUCUACUUUCAGCAACCAAUCUGAUUCAGAAAAUGGUGAAUCAGAUGUUGUAAGUGAUACAAUACGUCGGACACGGUCUACCAGGAUGAAGACAAAUUCUGAUGAGCCAAGUUCUUUGAACAUAAGGAUUAAGACUCGCGGGAGCCAAAAUUCCAGGGCCUUAUCCGGUUUGGAAGGCUCUUCCAUUAGAGGUUCGGAUCAACUUCAUCGAGGAACAAGGUCUAGCAGAAACAGACGUGAAUAUGUUUCCAUUGACCCUGGUAUUUUAACCCGAAAGAUGUCAAAUCGCCGUUUCAAAAAAUUGCCAUGGCUGAUGCUUUCAGAGCAUGAGGAGGGUUACAGAUAUAUACCUCAACUUGGCGAUGAAGUUGUAUACUUGAGACAGGGACAUCAAGAGUACAUCGAGUUAAUGGGGCUGAGCAUAACAGGUCCAUGGAGAUCAUUUUCAGGGCUACGUACUUCUGAGAUUUGCAAGGUUGACAAGCUUGAAUAUGCGGCUCAGCCGGGUUCUGGGGAUAGCUGUUGUAAACUCACACUUCGAUUUAUCGAUCCUUCUUCGCCAGCAGAAGGGAAAUCAUUUCAAUUAACUCUACCUGAACUGAUUAACUUCUCUGAUUUUGUUAUUGAAAGAACAUGGUAUGAAGCUUCAAUGAAUCAAGGUUGGUCUUCGAGAGAUAAAUGCAUGGUCUGGUGGAAGGAUUCUGAUUCAGAUGGUGGUGGAAAUUGGUGGGAGGGUAGAAUUAUGGCACUACAAGACAAAUCUCCUGAGUUUCCUGACAGUCCUUGGUUAAGGUGUCAGGUCCAGUACAAGACUGAACCAGGAGCAAACUAUCAGCACAGCCCGUGGGAACUUUAUGAUCCUGAUACUCGAUGGGUGCAUCCCCACAUUGACAAAGAUACUAGAGAUAAGCUGCUGUCUCUUUUUGCUAAAUUAGACCACAGGGUGAGUAGAAAUGAAGNCAUUGGAGGAAAUAACUGACAAGACGGAUUUUUCAAGCAGGUAUACCGUUCAAUUUCAUCCCGAACUGAUUCAAGCAAGGUUAAAGAAUGAUUAUUAUAGGAGUGUGGAU
Molecule: messenger RNA, 5183 nt
Organism: Arachis ipaensis
Lineage: Eukaryota; Viridiplantae; Streptophyta; Magnoliopsida; Fabales; Fabaceae
Source: RefSeq, a predicted model, not a curated record